CACGCAUGCGCUUCACUUCAAUACUGUAUUUAACAUUAAACUUUUCAGUCUUUCAAAAUUUUAAAUAUCGUAUAUUAAGUUAAUUAAAUUUAAUUAAAAUGACUGUGGGUGGCAGAGUUGGUGCAUUAUGGAUCGGGGGCUUAGAGCCGUAUAUGGAUGAGAACUUUUUACAGGGCGCCAUGAGCCUGAUGGGCGAGCCUAAUGUUGUUUCUAUCAAGGUGAUGAGUAACAAAUUUACUGGAGAACCAGCUGGAUAUGGUUUUGUUAACUUUGACAGUGAUCAGACGGCAAUUGUGGCGAUGCAUCGUCUGGGUGGGAAGAUUAUUCCUAACAGUAAUCCACCAAUCAGGUUUAAGCUAAACCAUAAUAGUACUCGGCUACAGCAGGGAGAAGUGGAUACCAGCAUCUGGGUUGGGGACCUCACCCCAGAGGUCGAUGACUAUGCCCUAUACAGGUUUUUCAUCGGUCGAUAUACAUCAGUUCGAUGCGCCAAGGUUGUUCUGGAUGAGACAGGCUUCAGCAAGGGAUACGGUUUUGUCAGGUUUGGACUUGAGCAUGAGCAGCAACAUGCCCUUAGUAAUAUGACCGGAGAACUAGGACUUGGAAGUAAACCAAUAAAGGUAUCUAUGGCUAACCAGAAAAACCGUGGAGAUGGUAUGGGAGGUGGAGUAUCUCCGCCCUCGGCCACCUGGGGCGGAGUAACUGCCUGGCCUGGUCCCAGCACUUCACCUUGGCCCGGUCAAUCCUCCGGUCCUCAACCUCUUACAGAUUUGUUCCAAGGAGGUGGCUGGACUGGUCUUACAGCAAGUCCCCUGUCAGGUGGACCUCUUAGCGGCGGUCUUAACGGUGGUCCUCUUAGCGGUGGCCCGCUGUCGGGCGGUCCGUUAUCUGGCGGACCGCUGAGCGGCGGUAUUAGCCUUAACGGUCUGGGAGGCGGUAUUAAUGGUGGAUUGGGUGGGAUUAACGGCGGUUUGGGCGGAAUCAACGGAGGGUUGGGAGGUGCGUUGAGCGGAGGAAUGCCGGGUCCGGGUUCUAGUCCUUCGCCUGCAGCUCCACCUACUGCCCCCUCACCAGGUCCUGACUUCAAUCCAUACACUUUCCCUCAGUUCUAUCAGCAGCAACUAGCACAGCAACAACAGCAGCAGUAUGCAGCAGCUUGGAAUGCCUGGCAGGCUCAGCAGCAAAGGCUUUAAACCAGUCAGCAGCUGCUUAUUUCAGUAUACAUAGAAGUCAUCACUAACCGAACAGCUGUUGUUUGACCGGUCUCCACGUCUCCCUCUAACCAGGGGUCAAGCAAACCUUCCUCACACCAGGAAGUUAAAUUUCAAGAAAUUUUGAAGAUUUAAUUAAAAAGUUUUGUACAUAAUUGUUCCGGAUUAUUUGGGUGAAAAUCAGCCCUGACUGCCAAAGUUAAAGAACAAGGACAAUGCCAAAGUCGUGGCGUUGUAUCGUAAAAAAAACUAUACACAGUAAAAAUGCAUUAUUGUAUUGUAAAAAGUUUUUAAAAACUGUUAUUUUGUGAUAUUUCUAUAAAUUAAAAAAUACAGUAAUAAUCAAGUAUGUUCAGUGUAAGGCAUUUUUUAGGAAACUUCUAGAAUUAUGUCGCAACAUAUCUCAGAAAUCUCGUGGGAAAUCCGCAAAAAUAAUAUUCUCCCGCCUUAAUUGCGUACUUACACAUUUGCUCAUAAACUUCCAGUUAGGCCGGUUAACUUAGCGAUCAUAUUAUUUUUGUGGGUUUCCUCACAUCUUGUUAAUACAUUAUUCUUCAAGUUGGGCGGUUGGUCCGUUUUCAAAUUUUAAUUAUCGCCUUUUAACAAAAUGGCGCUAGUUUAUUUUAACUGACGCAAUUUUGAAUAUGGCGCCCUCUUGAAAUUUUAGCACUGGCCCCCGCCCUGUCACGCCUGCUGAUAUUCGUGUGCUGGUUUGCAACUCUAGGCUGUUAAAUAAUUUUGUUGAUAAUUAAAUAUUCAUUAUAUAGGAUUGUUAAAUAUUAUUAAAUGUAAUAUUCGAUUAUUUAAACUUACGAUUUAAAUACUUGAUAGAUAUUCAUUCUGAGCAUAUAUUGUACUAAUAUUCAAGCAGUCGGUGUGCACAGAGAACCUUAACAAUUAAUCUAGUUUCCCCUCAUUUAAUUCUCUGUAGUUAACACCCAGACUCAAUGCAAAUACAAAAUUUAUGUUAAAUGUUUUUUUCUAAAAUUUAAAAAAUAACGUAAAAUAAAACACUUUACACAAGGCCUGUGAUACGAAUGAUAAGUGUAAAAACGCCCCGAUUUUUGCAUUGUAUUUGUUCUUUUAAUGUAAUUUAUAUAAAUGCUUGCUUAUGUACGCGCGCGUGUGAGAACGCGCUCAGAUAUUAUUUUGUUAGAGCGCGUCUCACGCCGUGCUUAAACUCUUUUUAACAUGGAGAGAUUAAACAUUGUUUUAUGUAUUCAAAAUUUAUUACGAAGGGUGUGAUGGGUUUGCCCCAACCCCCCCUUCCUUGGAUAAUGGUACCGCUUUAUCGUCCAGUCAAUAUAGCUGGUGGGUAAUGGUUAUAUAAUAUAUAUAUAUAUCGUAUAUCAAUAAAUCAUUUUCAUUAAA
This is a messenger RNA of Eurytemora carolleeae, 2582 nucleotides long. RefSeq names its product polyadenylate-binding protein RBP47. The record is from RefSeq and is a predicted model, not a curated record. The transcript has 14 exons. The coding region runs from base 99 to 1193 and encodes 364 amino acids. Lineage: Eukaryota; Metazoa; Arthropoda; Copepoda; Calanoida; Temoridae. Gene Ontology annotation, molecular function: RNA binding.